Nanorana parkeri is the source of this 1158-nucleotide messenger RNA. RefSeq names its product signal sequence receptor subunit 1 (gene SSR1). Gene Ontology annotation, cellular component: endoplasmic reticulum; endoplasmic reticulum membrane. Bases 187 to 1062 code for a protein of 291 amino acids. NCBI's taxonomy places the organism in Eukaryota, Metazoa, Chordata, Amphibia, Anura, Dicroglossidae. The record is from RefSeq and is a predicted model, not a curated record. The transcript is spliced from 9 exons.
GGUGCUAGUGCGGAGCUCGUACCUGGUCCCGCCCAGCUCCUCCCAUUUCUUGUGGAAUACGUAUCACGUCGCCAUUGACUGAGGGAUCCUGAUAAUUGUACGGGAGGCGGCGAGACACAUUCACACCCUCCACCCCCUUCUGUCUUUUUGGGACUCGACGGCGACGACGCACACCGGGCCACCGACAUGGCUCUGCUCCGCAACCUGCUUCUUCUCCUGCUGAUUGCCUUUCCGGUCACACUGCUCGGCAAUGGCAGAGGACCUUUUGCUGCUGCUCAAGAUGCAACAGAAGAUGAAGAAGCAAUUGAGGACUCUGUAGUUGAAGAUGAUGAUGAUGAGGCUGAAGUAGAAGAAGAUGAAAUAACAGAUCUGAUUGAAGAAAAAGAGGAAGAAGAAGAUUUGAGUUCUGGUGAACCGAAAGCUUCUCCCAAUGGCGACACCACUAUUUUGUUUGUUAAAGGAGAAGACUUCCCUGCCAAUGAAAUUGUGAAGUUCAUGGUAGGCUUCACAAAUAAGGGUAGCGAAGACUUCAUUGUUGAAUCGCUGGACGCCUCCUUCCGUUAUCCUCAAGAUUACCAGUUUUAUAUCCAGAAUUUCACUGCUUUGUCAUUGAACACUAUUGUUCCUCCUCAAAGACAAGCCACCUUUGAAUACUCCUUCAUUCCUGCUGAGCCAAUGGGUGGUCGUCCCUUUGGGCUGGUUAUCAAUUUGAACUAUAAGGAUGCCAAUGGAAAUUCAUUCCAAGAUGCUGUUUUUAAUCAGACUGUCACCAUUAUUGAGAGAGAAGAUGGUCUGGAUGGAGAGACAAUCUUCAUGUACUUGUUCCUCGGUGGACUUGGCUUACUUGUGACUGUUGGUCUACAUCAGCUUCUGGAGUCCAGAAAGAGAAAAAGGCCAACUCAGAAAGUGGAAAUGGGUACAUCUAACCAAAAUGAUGUGGAUAUGAGUUGGAUUCCUCCUGAGACUUUGAGCCAGAUCAUGCAAAGUAGACGAGACAAAGCUUCCCCAAGAAGAUCUCCACGUAAACGAGCCCAGAAGCGAUCAGCAGGAUCCGAUGAAUAAAGAGACUGCUCGGCAAUCUAUACUGUCCACUAGUGCUGCCCUCUCCUGACCCAGGGUGGAUAACAUUUGACAUCCAUAAUGGCAAACUGGAGUGGG